AUGAAUAAAAUUGUCAAGAAGCUAUUGAAACGACAGCUUGACAAAGCCAAAGGAGCCUGGCCGGAGAAGCUUCCAGAGGCGUUAUGGGCCAUCCGGACAUCCUACCGAACAGCAACCGGGGAAACACCGUUCUCCAUGGCUUUCGGCUCGAAAACGGUAGUCCCAGUAGAAAUCGGAGAGCCUUCCUAUCGAACGGAAGCUUUCAAACCGAAAGCGAAUGAGGAGGCGCUCGCCUUAAGCCUCGACUUACUCGAAGAACGUCGAGCACAAGCCAACCUUCGGAACGAAGCUUACAAGCAGCGCGUCUCUCGGUACUAUGACUCCAGGGUCAGAUCCCGCUCUUUCCGAAUCGGAGACUGGGUCAUGCGAAAAGUCUCUCUGGCAACUAAGAAUCCUACGGAAGGAACCCUCGGACCUUCCUGGGAAUGA
Molecule: messenger RNA, 429 nt
Organism: Prunus armeniaca (apricot)
Lineage: Eukaryota; Viridiplantae; Streptophyta; Magnoliopsida; Rosales; Rosaceae
Source: the annotation of a GenBank genome assembly